Molecule: messenger RNA, 1776 nt
Organism: Aaosphaeria arxii CBS 175.79
Lineage: Eukaryota; Fungi; Ascomycota; Dothideomycetes; Pleosporales
Exons: 3
Coding region: 1-1776 (591 amino acids)
Source: RefSeq, a predicted model, not a curated record
AUGGAAAGGGACAGAGACCGAGACCGAGAUCGAGACCGGAGGUUUGCUGCACCCAUUUCAGAUGACAGAUACUCCAACACCUACCGUCCUCGUUCCCCGAUCCCUCGUGGCGACAGCUACCGCGCUGGUCGUUCACCUCCCCGAGGCCGUGGCGUAUUAGCUGCCGAUACAUAUACUCCAGGCGGGAGACCUCCAAGGCCCAGGAGCCGUUCUCCAGGUUUCCGACGUCGUUCACGGAGUCCUAGGCGGGACGACGACCGAUGGAGAGCAAGGCCUCGAUCACCACCACGACGACCAUACUCUCCUCCUCCUCGACGUGACGACUAUAGAAGUGACCGUGGACGUUCCCCCAGGAGGGAUGGAUAUGACUCGUAUACACGAUCGCCGCGAGUGCGCGACCGCUCCCUACCACCAAGAGAUCCUUCGCCAGCUAGAAGUCGUGGAAUGCGCUCGCCCCUCCGUCCCAGCAGAUAUGACGAGCCGCGCUCCCGCGCUCACAGCCCCUACCGCCGGUACUCUCCUCCACGCGAUACUCGUGAUACUCGCGACACUCGAGACAAUCGUGACAUCCGUGACACUCGGGAUUCUCGUGAUGUUCGCGACGCCCGUGACUCUCGAGACCCUCGCGACUAUCGUCGAAGAUCACCUUCCCCACCGAGACGUGAGCGACAAGACCCAUAUACUGCAGAUACUUGGAGGCGAAGGUCACCAUCACCGGCCAGACCAUUCCAGUCCAACGAUGUCUCCGGACGGGAAUCUGCAGCUACCUCACGACGAUCAUCUCCACCUCCGGUCCAUCCUAGCAGGAUAGCGAUCAUACCUGACGAAAGGCCCAUCCGAGAGCCUGUUUCCGCGCCCCGCUCUCCACUUCCAAUCCGAGAACGAGAUGAUCGAGAGCGUGACCGAGAGUACGAUAGGGAUCGGGAUUUUGCCCGGGAUCGUGAGCGAGAGCGCGAGCGCGAGAGAACACGCGAGAGGUCUCCUCCUCGCAUCCGUGAUGCCCCACCUACUGGCCCUCGUAGUGAUCGGGAAUUUGCGCCACCUUCAGGACCUUCGGCGACCAGGAACGGAGACAGUAACUUUCCACGAGCGCCGCCGACUGGACCUGCCAACCGCGGAUAUACUGCACCUGCUCAAUCGCCCCCAGUUGGACCCUCGAAUACCGCCCCUCAACCUCCUGCUUUUCCACGCGCUGGUAAUCCUAUUUUGGCUGCUCCUACUCGGCCGUCAGGUCGCGGUCGUGGAGGUUUUGGAUACGAUGCGCCUCGUGACUUUGCUCCUAGACGUGGUUCUGCGCACUGGGGUGGUCGAGGAGGUGGUGGCGGCUUCUACGGUGGUCCGCCCUCUGGACCUCGAGGAGCUCCUAGUGGACCUGGCGGUGGAUCUGGUCCAAGUCCUGGGCCUGGUGCUGGCCCUGGCACUAGCCCGGCUUCUGCUUCUUUCAAUGCUCCCUUCCGCGGAUCGACAAAUAGUACCUCGACGACUUAUCCACGCACCCAACGGUUCCGUGACCAUCUCUCUGAUCUGCCGAAGGAGAUUCCGGGAGGGCAAAAGGCACCUGACUUGUAUGACCACAGCAAGAUCAACAAACUAGAAGACGAAGCACGUAGGUUGAGGGAGAUGAUCGAAGCGAAGGAGGCAAUCAAGCGGCAACGUCUGAAGGAGUGGGACGGACUAGAGAAGGACGCGAACAAUGCAGCCUUGAGAGCCGACCUUGCUGAACAGCAACUGAGAUCUUUGAACGGAGAGGGCGAAGUUGGCGGAGCUGCUUUCUAG